UGCCUCUUCAACAUGACCGGAAAGAUCUACAAGGAGGGAGAAAGGUGGACGUACGGCUGUGACUACAACUGUCUCUGUAUAGACGGAAGCAGGGGACUAUACGUCUGCAAUGACGUGUGCAAACACUUCGUGUGUCCGGCCAGUUACCACUGCACAGAGUACGAGGAUCCGGACUACGCUUGUUGCAAACUGCUCAAGAUUGAGGUGGCCACUCUACCUCCCCCAUCCACCACCCUUGCCCCAACCACCACAGAGAAAGUCAAAAUAGGUAGCAUAACAUGCCCUCAGUACUACAACCUGCCCACGGAGACGUGCCAGUAUGUGGAGGACCCCAGCGACCCCUGCUGUAAGAUCCCCAUCUGCCACGCCCCUGACGACACCACGCAGAACCCCUUACAACCUGUGCAGUUGCCCAGCGGGGGAUUCGAGGUGACCGCCGCCCCAGGAACCAGUGAGUUGGGACUUCUGUGUUUACAACAGCAAGAAUUAUAA
Aplysia californica (California sea hare) is the source of this 492-nucleotide messenger RNA. RefSeq lists its product as uncharacterized. The record is from RefSeq and is a predicted model, not a curated record. Lineage: Eukaryota; Metazoa; Mollusca; Gastropoda; Aplysiida; Aplysiidae. Bases 13 to 492 code for a protein of 159 amino acids. The transcript has 4 exons.